CGCAUAUAGUCUUUUUCCAAUCGCAUUUACUUGUUUGUACGUAAUUUCAUAUUUUCGCACUAAAAAACCAGCGACAGCGAAUCAUUCAGUGUCAGUCGUUCGGUGUUUAAUAUUAAAAAGAGAAGAAUAUUUUGACUUUGUCAUAAUAAUUGUUUACUUAAUUCGUAGCGAUUGAUAACGUCAACCGGAAUUCGGUGUUUUAACGUGUGAAAUAUUGAUUUGAGGUCAGCGUCAAUUGAUUCCGUAACGAUGGCAGAAAUUUCAGGCUUAUCAAAUUCCGAAGUUAACGAAUUGUGUAAACCGGCCGAUCCGGCAACAAAGGAUUUUCUGUUUCAACAAACGAUGUAUCGCAUUAAAGAUCCGCGCGCAUCAUUGCCUUUCUAUACCGGUGUGCUGGGUAUGACAUUACUACAAAAAUUGGACUUUCCCGAAGCAAAAUUUUCGCUGUAUUUCUUGGGUUACGAAAAUGUAGCCGAUGUUCCAACUGCCAACAAUGCUGAACGCACAAAAUGGGCCAUGUCACGCAAAGCAACCGUUGAACUGACACAUAACUGGGGCACUGAAUCGAAUCCAGAUCAGAAAUAUCACGAUGGCAAUUCGGAUCCACGCGGUUUUGGUCACAUCGGAAUUAUGGUGCCGGACGUUGAUGCGGCUUGUGAACGCUUCGAAACACUUGGUGUGACAUUUGUGAAGCGCCCGAACGAGGGCCGAAUGAAGGGAUUGGCUUUCAUCAAGGACCCAGAUGGUUAUUGGAUUGAAAUUUUUAACGCAAACACCGUUUGUGCUUAAUGCAAAACCAUGUGAGAAUAGAUAACAAUGGAUGUGAACAAAACCGCCGCCGUCUAUGAAUUCAAUUCGAUACGCGCCAUUUGAUUUGAUCACCGAUAUUUUUUUAACCAAAAACUUGAUAAUAAUUAACGAGAAUGAAAUCGAAUGGAAAACUAAUAAAUACAGAUUUUUAUGUCAUUUUUACACACACACACACAGUAACAUACAAUCGAAACAUAUUUUGUUAAUUUUUAUACACAAACUCACACAUUUGUAAUGCAGCUAGCAGCCAUUUUGGCACAGCGGCUUUAAAUUAUUAUCAACACCUAUGAUCAAGGGUGAAACGAAAAACAUCCUAAAAAAACCUAAAAAUUUCCUCAAAAACCCAAAAAAAAACAUCCUAAAAAACAGAUUACAGUUACAGUAUAUUUUACUGAGUUGUCUCAUUGCCAUUGAAAUAUAUAAUUAAACAUACAGUUACUCACAAAAUUGUUCAAUGUGUCCAAAACGCAUAUUUUCUAUAUCGCAUGAGACAGAUAUGGCGAUAUUAUCGUGUGAUACUUGCUUACGUGCGUCUCAUAUUCAUCAUAUUUCGUCAAAAAAGAAACAUUCUGCUAAAUCUAUUCGUAAUGCUCAAUUUUAUGUUACAAAAUAUCGCUGAUAACAUUUGAUACUGUCGUUUUUACAAUCUAAGAAAUUUCCGUUCAUUUCGUCUAUUCCACAGUUCUCUGUUGAGUCACACUUUAAUCAUUUCCUUCUUCAAUUCUACAGCAUCAAAAAAACAUUUUCGUUAGUUUUAUCAGAAAAUGAUUUCAUUUUAGUUAUCAACAACAAACAAUUUCGAAGAAAACAACGAAAAUCAUUUCGAUUGGUAUAAAAUUUAAAAAAUUGAUUGGAAAUGAUUUUCGUUGUUUUCUUCGAAAUUGUUGUUCAUUUUUAGGUUUUUUAAGAAUGUUUUUUGUACUAUUUUUCGGACGAAAUUAGGGUCUUUUAGGUCGAUUUUUGUAUUUUGUCAGGACGAUUUUUGUGAUAUUUAGGAUGAUUUUCAUAAUUUAUAGGACGAUUUUUGGUUUUUUUUAGGACGUUUUUCGUUUCACCCCGAUAUCAACACAACUUUUUCCAAACCAACAAACGGGAGAAGAAAAAAAGCGAAGAGAAAAUUGUUAAGUUUCUUGUGAUUUUUUAAUUUUUCUUCGGAAAUUGUGAAAUAAAAACUGUUUGGCAUUUUUUUUUAAACUAGAAUAAACCUGUAAUAGAUAAAGCUUAA
This is a messenger RNA of Sitodiplosis mosellana (orange wheat blossom midge), 2035 nucleotides long. RefSeq names its product lactoylglutathione lyase (gene Glo1). The record is from RefSeq and is a predicted model, not a curated record. The coding region runs from base 250 to 789 and encodes 179 amino acids. Gene Ontology annotation, molecular function: metal ion binding; lactoylglutathione lyase activity. The transcript has 3 exons. Lineage: Eukaryota; Metazoa; Arthropoda; Insecta; Diptera; Cecidomyiidae.